Molecule: messenger RNA, 486 nt
Organism: Entrophospora candida
Lineage: Eukaryota; Fungi; Glomeromycota; Glomeromycetes; Entrophosporales; Entrophosporaceae
Source: the annotation of a GenBank genome assembly
AUGAAUGCAGUAACUCGUAGAUUGCUCAAAGAACUUAAAGACUAUCAAAAGGAAGAUCAUCCAGAUCUUAUUAAUCUUUCACCGACUCAAGAUGACAAUUUAUUAAUUUGGCAAGCAGUUUUGCGGGGUGAAAAUGAGACACCUUAUCAAGGUGGUUCUUGGACACUACGCAUUGAAAUACCAAAGUCAUAUCCCAUUCAGCCACCCAACGUUAAAUUUAUGACAAAAAUAUGUCAUCCAAACAUAAAUUUCAAAACAGGUGAAAUUUGUUUAGAUAUUUUAAAGAAUGCUUGGAGUCCUGCUUGGACAUUACAAUCUGCCUGUAUGGCUAUUAGAUUACUACUAUCUAACCCAGAACCCAAUAGUCCACUAAAUUGUGAUGCAGCAAAUUUACUUCGAUGUGGUGAUUUAUUGGGAUAUGAAUCUUUAGUAAGAAUGUACACAGAACUUUACGCAUCGGGUCAAGAUAUCGAAGAAUAUUAUUAA